UGUGCCCCCACGACCUUGCUUUCUCACAGCACAGCAAACACAGAUCCCGCAACAAACUCAAUACCCUUACGACUAACUGCACCCAGCCGGGCGAUACCCCCACUACGACCACCCACUUCGAUGCCCGGCAAGUUCACCCAGGUCUUGCUCGACCAGGUCAAGAGGGCUUCCUUGCAACCACAGACUCCCGUGUCCCUCAAGCAGUUUGUCGAGUUUGGUCACCGGCCAUCGCCCGUCACAAUCUUACGGGGCAAUCAGUUCGUGCACCAUGAGUUACCCGUACGAUUAGCCCACCGUGUGGUCGAACUAGAAACGUUACCGCAUGGUCUUUCCGAUAUGCCCAGCAUAAGACGCGUCAAGGACUGGUACACCCAAAGUUUCGAGGACUUGGCCAACCUGCCUACACCAGACAAGUAUGGAGUGCCUCUGAAAGCACUUCAAGCGAUGAAAACUUCCGAUGGAGGAACACAGCAGAAAGGGCUCAAGUACUUCAACCCGAGUACGAAUGGAAAGGAUAUGCCAGAGCUUGAGGCAUGGAACGCGGACUUUAUAAAAUGCAUAGAAGCGAUAAAGCGGCGACAUGACCCAACUGUGAAAACCAUAGCCGAAGGUGUAUUGGAGUUGAAGCAACACUGGGCGCGUGCAAACUCACCGAUGGCCAAAAACACCUCCGGAUCUCCCCUCCCACUGCCCAUCGCCAUCCAAUCCUUCCUCGACCGUUUCUACAUGUCCCGAAUAGGCAUCCGCAUGCUCAUCGGACAAACCGUAACCCUCUACCGGUCCUCGAAAGAACGAAAAGAACAAGACGACUACGUAGGCAUCAUCUGCACGAAAACAAACCUCGGCAAGAUCGCCUGGGAAGCCGCACAGGAUGCCCGGACGAUAUGCCAGGACUACUACGGGUGCUGGGGCGGGCCUGAGAUCAAGCUGGUCGGAAAAACGGACGUUGAGUUUAUGUAUGUGCCCUCGCACCUGCACCACAUGCUGUUUGAGCUGUUGAAGAACUCGUUGAGGGCGGUGGUGGAGACGUAUGGCGUGGAUGCGGACUCGUGGCCGGAGAUCAAAAUUGUGGUGGCGGAGGGGAAGGAGGAUAUUACGAUUAAGAUUAGUGAUGAGGGUGGGGGCAUUCCGAGGAGUGGGAUGCCGCUGAUUUGGACGUAUAUGUAUACUACGGCGGAAAAUCCGCUGCUCGAUACGGACGGCGGAGGAGAUUUCAGAGCACCGUUAGCAGGAUACGGAUACGGCCUCCCCAUCACGCGGUUAUACGCCCGCUACUUUGGCGGAGACCUAAGACUGACCAGCAUGGAGGGCUACGGGACGGACGCAUACCUACAUCUCUCGCGUCUCAGCGACAGUGAAGAGCCUCUACAGUGAGACAUUACCUUAGAUGUCCCCUUUCCCACGACCGAGGUCCGUGGGUGAGGGUACGCUGGGACAAGUGUUUUUCUGCGCUUUGACCUCGCCCAUCCGUUCCUUUCUUGAUGUUUAUGCUCUUGGAUCCCCUUCUUGAUGCAUAUUUCCUGUACAUUUGCAUUGACAUAUACCAUAUCGCAAACCCCAGUCUGUGGUCUUUGAAAUUUGUUCAACGGGCUCUGGUUCUCUUGGCUCUCUUACGCUUGGUGGUCCGAAUCCUGUCUGCAACCUCCGUCAAAAAGUCAUCCUCAUCGC
Messenger RNA from Fimicolochytrium jonesii, 1668 nucleotides. RefSeq names its product mitochondrial branched-chain alpha-ketoacid dehydrogenase kinase-domain-containing protein. Lineage: Eukaryota; Fungi; Chytridiomycota; Chytridiomycetes; Spizellomycetales; Powellomycetaceae. Gene Ontology annotation, molecular function: pyruvate dehydrogenase (acetyl-transferring) kinase activity. Gene Ontology annotation, cellular component: mitochondrion. The record is from RefSeq and is a predicted model, not a curated record. The transcript has 5 exons. Gene Ontology annotation, biological process: regulation of glucose metabolic process; protein phosphorylation. Bases 121 to 1374 code for a protein of 417 amino acids.